AGUCACUGUCAAGACUGUCAAAUUACGAAUUGAUUUAUUUUCAAAGUUGGUGAUUUCUUUUGAAGUAAUGAGAUUUAGAUUAUAACUAGCCUAGGAAAUUGAUAUCCAAAGAUCGGUCUAAUGGAAUUCAUAGAGCUUAUUCUUAUCAACAAACUAGACGGAGUUAUACUAAAAUACCCUCACCAUGAUAACGUUGAUGGAACAGUCUGUAUAACUGGACAUCACCUAAUUUUAAGCUCUAGAAAAGAAGGCGUUCGUGAGUUAUGGCUUCUACACAAGAAUAUAGAUAGUAUAGAGAAAAAAGAGACUAAAGUGGGUGGAGGUAUAAUACAGGGUGGAUCUCUCUUUCUAAAAUGUAAGGAUCUUCGAAUAUUCCAACUGGACAUCUGUAGCACAACAGAAUUGAACCUUGUGGCGCAAACCCUGGAGAACUUGUCUAGUAUACAGGACCCAAUUCUCUUUUAUCCAUUCUUUUAUAGACAUAUGCACCCCAUCAUGGAAAAUGGGUAUACAUUAUACAGUGUUGAAGGAGAAUUCACGAAAGUGUUAGCCACAGAGGAAUGGAGGAUAUCACGUGUGAACCAACACUAUACAGUGUGUCCUGCUUACCCCAAGGGUGUCGUCGUGCCUAAAGUAAUUGAUGAUGAAACAUUGGCUGCUGCUGCAACAUUCAGACAAGGUGGCAGGUUUCCUGUACUCUCCUAUAGACAUAAUAACGGUGCAGUGUUAUUAAGAGCUGGACAGCCACUGUACGGACCUAAACAUCGUCGCUGUCGGCCUGACGAGGCGAUAUUAAAUACAGUAGUGAGUGCCGGUAUGAAAGGCAUUAUAUACGACCUAAGAAGCUCCAAUGCGAUACUACAGCAGCAAAAUAAAGGAGGAGGGAGCGAAAGUGCCGCAAACUAUUCGCAAUGGAAAAUAUAUAAUAGAUCUAUGGACGAGGUGGAUAAUCAGCAGCAAUUAUUGGAGAGCUUUUCCAAACUUAUCGAAGCAUGCGUAGAUCGGGAGAUAUCGAGUGACAAGUGGUUAUCGAAACUAGAGUCCAGUGGGUGGCCGGAGGCUGUGAGAAAUUCGCUGCACACUGCCUGUAUAAUUGCUCAGCAUAUACACCAGAAAGCCGAACCUGUCUUAAUACACGGAACGCGGGGCGAAGACGCAACAUUAUUAGUCUGCUCAUUAGUUCAAAUUAUUCUGAAUCCAGACUGCCGGACUAUACGGGGGUUACAAGCUCUUAUAGAGCGGGAUUGGCUUCAAGCGGGCCAUCCAUUCGGAACACGGCUUAGAUCAGGUCCGUACUCAGCAUCCCAGGCCAGAUCGGCACCAACGUUCCCCCUGUUUUUGGACUGCGUGAGACAAUUCUUGGAGCAAUUCCCCUGCAGUUUCGAAUAUCGACAGUGCUUCCUUGUCACCCUGUUUGAACACGCAUAUUCUAGUCAAUUUGGAACAUUCCUCUGUGAUAGUGACCAAGAGCGAGAAACACGUGGCGUCUACGACCAAACCACAAGUAUUUGGUCUUGGAUAAACCAGCACGAUGAAUUGACGACAUACAUCAACCCUCUGUACGAUCCAACGCCCAAUGUUAUAUGGCCGUCUGUUGCACCUAUGAGCUAUGUCAUUUGGGAAGAACUGUACCUCCGCUGGCUAGCCGACCAACGCACGGAAGAACGCGAAGAGCAAUACAAAAUCAUACGCACGCGCGAGCAACACUUGCGCGCUCAAGCUCUACAGCUACGAAGGGAGUUGCUUGACCUAGCGAACCAGUACUACGCGCCAAGUAACAAAUAAAAAAGUGGUUAGUUUAUAUGACAGGAGUCCUUGAAUAACUAAAUGGUUCUUACCAUCUAAAUUACUGUAAAAUUCGAAAAGUAACGUUCCAAUUUUCUAAAUUAUUAUACGGUAUUUCAUCGUAAAUCUUUGAUCUACUUCAGGGCAUGGAAACCGCUUAAUAACUGGCUGAAGUACAUUAUUAAAACCAAUAUAUCGAUUUCGUUCGCAAUUAAUUCUCUUUAACAGGCAUUUAAUGAGCGGUAACUAGUUUGAGCGUUGACUGGGUUCAUUGACCGUAGCUGUUCUAUUUUGCAUUUAUCAGACCCUCCACCACGUUCGAGCGCGCGGGCGUUGAUCCAAUGUACAUCAGUUAGUCAGGACAUUAGUUUUCUAGUUUAAAAAAAAAGUAAAAUACUUUUUGGUACAUGUACGUUCUCAAACAACGUUAUGGGUUCUUCUUCUACCAAGGAUUUGAUAGUUCGCUAGAUAGUCAUAUUUGUGGGACACCCAUCUUAUCCAUCCCUUAAUCAAUCGCUCACAUGCCUCGCUAAACCGUGUCUAUUAAAUACUAAAAUGUUUAUCUUCAUUGCACCCUUUUUCACCAAAACUAAGCUGAAAAAUAAUCGGUCCUAUUUAGGGAUUUCCUAAACAUUCUGACGCAUCUGAUAGAAGGGCAAAUUAAUUUAUCCAUUAAGUAUAGAGAAUAUUCCUGAAAAACUUCGAAUAAUUUUACAUUUUUAGAAAAAUCAGGGAAUCGGGUACUUAUUCAGUUAGAGACCAAGACAGGUCUCGAAACAGUGCCAUCCUUAUCUCGCUUACCGGUUUAAAUGGCCGGGAUUCGAGAGUCGGGAGUUUUGUAUAACUGAAGUAGCAUCAUUGUAUAUGGUUAUUUUAUAUAUCUAAAUUAAAAAUGGUCUCAAAUUGUAUAUAUAAGAGCUCCCAAAACGACAUUUAUUUCGAGGCCUUUAAUAACAUAAAUCUCGUAAUUCUUAUGAUUAUAUAAUAUGUAUAUUUUAAUCGGAUUUGUAUAUGAGAUAAAUAACUUAUUUUUUUUUAUUUGGACGUUAAUAAAUCGGAUCCAAAUCACACUAAGCUUCUUUGAGAUAUUUCAUCUCAGUUUAACUAUUGAUAUGAUGAAUGAAUGAACGUCAACACUUUUACUGAAUGCAAUACACAGAAAAUCAAUCACAGAUCGGCGUAAAAAAAUUGGCGACGUCGGUUAUUAUAUUAUCCUUCUAUUACAACUUAUUACUACCUUCUGUCAUCAAAUAUAUCAAAAGCGUAACGUCUUGAUAUAUUAGAUGACAGAAGGUAUUGAGUGCAAAUGAGAAUACAAACACAAUUAUAAUAUCUCUAUCAGAUA
Molecule: messenger RNA, 3130 nt
Organism: Pararge aegeria (speckled wood butterfly)
Lineage: Eukaryota; Metazoa; Arthropoda; Insecta; Lepidoptera; Nymphalidae
Product: myotubularin-related protein 9
Exons: 10
Coding region: 121-1785 (554 amino acids)
Biological process (GO): negative regulation of autophagy
Source: RefSeq, a predicted model, not a curated record